Messenger RNA from Vicia faba (fava bean), 366 nucleotides. The record is from the annotation of a GenBank genome assembly. NCBI's taxonomy places the organism in Eukaryota, Viridiplantae, Streptophyta, Magnoliopsida, Fabales, Fabaceae.
AUGGAAACUCUGAUAAUGAUGUCACAAGAAACACCUUAUCAAAUCUUAAACCCGUGGCGCCAGAACACUCCAGCGGAUGAUGAUGCUAUGAAAGAAAAAAUUCUAAAACUUGGUAUUUGCCUCUUGCGUGGUUCAGAGAAAGCCACUGCGAAGGAGCUUAUGAGCCGUAUUACAUUGGCCAUGUCAAAGCUUAAACAUGGGACUAAUACUGAAGACAUCUUGAACGUUGAUGCCAAAAUUAUAGUUAAUUCUUCAGGUUCUUCCGGUAACGGGUAUACUGCUAUGGACACUACAGACGAUGAAGGUCCUCUAAAAUUGGUAAUUUGGAAAAUUUUCUUGCACCUUCGCCAGAUUGUUUGGGUGUGA